Molecule: messenger RNA, 594 nt
Organism: Prunus armeniaca (apricot)
Lineage: Eukaryota; Viridiplantae; Streptophyta; Magnoliopsida; Rosales; Rosaceae
Source: the annotation of a GenBank genome assembly
AUGGCCGAUCUUCACGAUCAAUGGCGCCAAUCCAUAAUAAUCUUGCAUGAACACAAUACCUUUAAAAUCACGUUUAAUAUUCUCCUAAUCAAUCUUGCCAAACAAGUUGCUUCCACUUCCACUUCCACUCAUGCCAUUCUUGCUUUUAUCGUUCCCAUUCUCCUCACCUUUGUUGAAAUCAAAUUCCCAGGAUCAAUAAUGUCAGCUUCUCCAUUUGAAACCCAUCCAACCCUAAUCCUAGUUUCCAUAGCCAGCUUAAUUGCUUAUUGCUUGGCUGUUGGGGCUAGGCUAAGAUUCCCUACUUACGCUCGUACCUACUCUCGCUUCGCCAUGAGGUUUUUUGGUCUGCUCUCAGUCGCCUCACUGCUCUCAGUUUUGCUUCCAGGCUAUUGGCACCCUGUCCCGUUCUUGAUUUUCAUCUUGUAUUUCAUGGGCGAGUACGCAUGUUGUCUUGGUUUGCUGAGAAUGCUAUGUCAGGUGGCUUACCAACGAGUGGAGAAUGGAUUUCUUUGUGUCUUUGGGGCGCGUCAACGUCGGUCAACGCGCACGCUGUUGCCGUUAACAUUCAGGGAUUUGCGUCACGUUCAAAACUAG